Oryzias melastigma (Indian medaka) is the source of this 3139-nucleotide messenger RNA. Its product is annotated as oocyte zinc finger protein XlCOF6. The coding region runs from base 68 to 2161 and encodes 697 amino acids. Gene Ontology annotation, biological process: regulation of transcription by RNA polymerase II. Gene Ontology annotation, cellular component: nucleus. NCBI's taxonomy places the organism in Eukaryota, Metazoa, Chordata, Actinopteri, Beloniformes, Adrianichthyidae. The transcript is spliced from 3 exons. The record is from RefSeq and is a predicted model, not a curated record. Gene Ontology annotation, molecular function: RNA polymerase II transcription regulatory region sequence-specific DNA binding; DNA-binding transcription factor activity, RNA polymerase II-specific.
CGAAGCUGACACGGAACUAUCGCGUGAUGCUUUGUUUCUGACGGAUUGUUUUACACGAGCACCUCAGAUGCAAUCUGAAUACAAGCGGGAUCACCGCGGCUGCAUUGGUGCUUUAUGUUCCACGUUUUCAGCAGAUGUUCCACAGCAGUGUGUCUGGAUGGAGGUUGAAUGUCAGCUCAGUAUCCAGGAGAAGAACUCCAGUCUGGACCAAGAAGAACCAGAACCUUCACAGAUGAAAGAGGAACAGGAAGAACCUUGUGGUUGUCAGGGGAGAGAGCAGCUUGUUCAGAAUCAGGAGACUGAGAUGAAGGUGGAGGAAAUAGAUGUUCCACAGCUGCACGUCUGUAAAGAGGAGGAGAGGAUCUCCAACCUGAAACAGGAGGAAUCCGAGCCUCCACAGAUCAAGGAGGAGCAGAAGGAGCUCUACAUCAGUGAGGAAGGAGAACAGCUGGAACUGAAGCAGGAGAACCAGGAUUUUAUGAUCACUGACACCAAAGCAGAACCAAGUGAGACCAAAGUUCUGGAAGUAAACAGUCCCAUCAGAACCAGCAGUCACACUGAGAAUGUAGACCACUCUCCCACAUUAGAAAAUCCCAGUCUUACAGACACGGAGGAAAUCUUGAUCAAAUGUUGUGUUUGUGGGAAAACCUCCAGUGGUUUAUACGGGAAUCAGCCCCCAAUGAAGCAUCAGGAUGUAUCAACACUAGAAUUUUGUGAGCCCUGUAGAAUCAGAAUAAAUCAAGGGGGAUCUUGGACUAUCCCGGUGGAAACAGUAUCAGGAGAGAAAUUACAUUCCUGUGACACAUGUGGAAGGGUUUUUAAAAGAUUUGGUAGUUUGAAAAGGCAUAUGCAAAAACAUCAAUAUAGUAAAAGUUUAGUGUUUUACAAAAAAUUCAGUUUGAUGAGACGCAUGAAGAUUCAAAAAUUGAGGAGGCAACAUUCUUGUGAAAUAUGUGGAGAAAGCUUUGGCUACAAUUUCAUUUUAAAAGCACACAUGAAAAGUCACCCAGCUGAGCUGCCUUUCACUUGUGACUCAUGUGGAAAAGGUUUCAAACAAAAUUCCCAUUUAAAACUGCAUAUGGUGAUUCACACAGGUGAGAAGCAGUUCACAUGUGAUAUAUGUGGAAAAUGUUUUACAGCAAAGAAGGGAUUAAAUUAUCACAAAAGAAUUCACACAGGUGAGAAGCCUUUUACAUGUGGUACAUGUGGAAAAAGUUUUACAUUUAAGGCACUUUUAAUUUCUCAUAUGAGAUCUCACACAGGUGAUAAGCCUUUUAAAUGUGUAACAUGUGGGAAAUGUUUCUCAAAAAGUUCUUAUUUAACUAUUCACAGGAGAACUCACACAGAUGAGAGGCCUUUUACUUGUAAAACAUGUGGAAAAGCUUUCAGACGCCUGACUACUCUAAAUAUCCACAUGGUUGUUCAUUCAGAUGAAAACCCUGUCAAUUGUGACACAUGUGGCAAGACCUUUAAACGUGUUCGUUGUUUGAAAAUACACAUGGACAGUCACAAAGCAGAGAAGAAACCUUGUAAAAUAUGUGAAAAAACGUUUACUUACAAUCAUGCUUUAAAAAGGCACAUGAAAACUCACUCAACUGAGCGACCUUUCAGUUGUGAUUCAUGUGCAAAAUCUUUCAAGACUAAAACAAGUUUAAAGGAACACAUGAAGACUCACACAGGUGAGAAGCCGUUCACUUAUGAUAUUUGUGGGAAAUGUUACUCACAAAAGGCUGGAUUACAGAUUCACACAAGAGUCCACACGGGUGAGACGCCGUUUACUUGUGAAACAUGUGGAAAAGGUUUCCGAACAAAGAGACAGUUAGUCUGUCACAUGAGAACUCACACAGGGGAGAAGCCUUUUAAUUGUAAAACAUGUGGGAAGUUUUUGGCGAAUCCUUCUUCUUUAGCUGUUCACAGUAGAACUCAUACAGGAGAGAAGCCUUUUACUUGUGAAUUAUGUGGAAAUGCGUUUACAGCAAAGCGUAGUUUGAAAUUUCACAUGAGCAUUCACACAGGUGAGAAGCCGUUUGCUUGUAAUAUUUGUGGAAAAUGUUUCACACGACAGGAUGGAUUAAAUUUUCACAAAAAAGUUCACUCGGGUGAGAAGCCUUUCAUAGGAGACAUCUGUGGAAGAAGCGGUCCCAUAUUUUCUGGACAAUAAGGCACACAGUCAAUAAGUAGUCUAUUUUUAAUCUUUAUAAGGAGUAUUAAACAAGACGAGCGUCAGAGACACGUCCUCACACUAACUUGGACCAAUCACUGCUUGCCAACAUCAUCUGGUUCCAAUAAGGCGAAGUCAGAAAAAUGCCCACUGAAUUUUCUUCAUUUCAUUGUAACCAGAAAUAUGGAGCUUUCUACAGGUGACGUCACACUCGCUCAAUUCAGGUCUCUUAUACAGUCAAUGUUUUUGACAGGAUAAAAAAAACAAAGGACAGACUAUACCAAUAAAACAAACACUUCAGUGAAUACAUCAACCUUGUCAGUAACCCGUACAAAAAUUUCCACCCUGAGGACGCUACGAGUUAGCACAUUUACUCAAUUCAACAAUUUUGUUUAAAACACAUAAAAAACAGAACAAUAUUGCUAAAAUAAACGGUACAUUCUUCUCUUAAGGACUUUUCAAGCCACUUCUGUUGUUAUUGAGUUUAACAGUCAAUGUGCCUUUCUCUUUUUAGAUGUAUUUAAUGUUGUACAGACUGUAGUGGGUAGUCUACGUUCCAAGAUGGCUGACUUUGUUUUAACAUGUGAAUGAACAGAUUGUUUUGCAGCCAAGCCCUGCUUUUUUUAAUUGAUAUGUGAUGUUAACAGAAAUGACGUGAAAGUAUUAAUCUGAUGACAAUAUGCUUUUUUUUUUUGAUUGUAUGUAUUACUGCAAGCAUCUCUAAAUGGUUAAGAGUGUUUACACUUUUAAUAGGAUGGCAUCAUCUUGUUUCAUUUUUCUUAUUUUGUCUUCUUUUUUACUGAAUGCAUUUCUUUAUUUCUAAAAUGACAUUAUUUCUGUGGGAUUUUUUUACUGUAUUUUCUACAAUUAUUGCCUGACAAUCAAAUAAAUCAAAUUAAAUCAAGUUACCUUUGUAAUUACUUCUUGCUCUUUGAAUUUCAAAAGUUUUUAAAAAGUGUUCUUCUGUCUUUCCUUGAA